CAAGCUGAAGUCAUACAAUACUUAAAAAAAAACAACAGGUUGAAACAGUUUAUCCUCACUUCGGGAAGUUGAAACUUUUUUUUUGGGACAGUGCUGGGACGAUAGGAAGAAAAGUUAAUUUCGAGGCCUGUGGAUGAGUCACAAAUUAUCAUAUUUACCCAAAAGCUAUGGGGAUACAUUUCCUGUGUACGAGUCUGAAUAAAGCACGUUACUGGAUAGAACAGCCGUCUUCGCGGGUGGUACCGAUUGUCGCGGGAUUUAAACGCGCAUCUUGUCACCAAACUUCCCACUAAAAAGCAGUCCAACAACAAACGCACGGGCUAGGGGACAGCAUGGCCUACAUGUGUUACACAAUCACUUCCUUGGCUUCGACUCGAUUUUCAGAAAGGUAGUUUUAACUUAUAGAAACCGCAUCUACCAUAUCUACAUUUGCUGGUUUUAAUUGUUUGACAAAAACGAAUCCGUCGGAAUCAUGAGGGAGAUAUGCUAUGGUAUCAUGCAAACUUUUCCUCAUUCAUGAUGCCUUCUAUUUCAAAUUUAUAAUACUGAAAAAAAUUGCAUGGCGAUUUUAAAGUAUUGCAACGUACGAUAAAGUAAACAUAGUAUUACUUUAAAGCUAUUGCUAAUAUUUACAGGAUAACAGUUCUAAGAAUUUAGAAUUCUUAUUGUAUUUAUUUUCUUAUGGAUGAUAACCAUAUGCUUGGACUAAUAUUCCAGUCAUUUAGAAUGGACAAUGCAUAUUUUUACGUUACAUUGGAGAAAGCGACUUCGAAUUGACUAUGAUUAAAAGUAAUCAAUAGAUUGAUCGUGUCUGUUUUCAGUCAUAAACCAUGUCAAGCCCGACUGACCAGCCAGAGGAAAUUUCUCUUCAUGAAACAGACAUCGGUGCCUUGGAUAAAAAUACAGGUCGUCGGGCGGAUUUUGCAUCAAAAAAGACAUCGACAUCCCGUAGCGGAGGAUGGAAAAUUGCAACAAUUGUUCUGAGUGUUCUGUUUUUUCUGCUCCUUGGCACGCUCAUUGCAAUCAUAGUUAUUUUCGUCAUCGGCCGUGCCGGCAAAGUUGGCAAUGGUGGAUCCAUGGACGUCCCCACUGACACCACUAAGACAGAGCCCACCGUGCCUGGUACGCCGGCAAUUACAUCAUCACUGCCGUCAACAACACCGUCGCCAUCAUACCCAUCUACAAUGCCUCCGACUGUACUACCAGGGCAGCCCGUGGCUCUGCGCAUUCCUGCAGGAGAGUUGGGAUUUUACUCCAUGGACCUGUCAGCCCGAUCAGAGGUGUCCAUGGAGCUGGACAUCCCGGGUGACGUGCCUGCCCAUGUCGCUGUGUACGGCUGUCAGGGCUGCAGGCCGACUCACGUCACUUACGAUGUCGUACAGACCUCAUCAGCAAGUAACGUUGAGCGGCAGAAACGGGCCACGACCACCAUUGACUUCCCAGGUCAUACGUUUGAAGGGAACUGGAUCUUUGCCGUCUAUAACGGAGCUGGUCAGGCAUUAAAAGGAACAAUCACUUUCGUCACUACAGAAGCUUCGUGUCCAAAUGAUUGCUUUAACAACGGAGUGUGUACUGACGGGACCUGCGCAUGCGAGGCAGGUUGGGCUGGAGAUGACUGUUCAGUAGAACUCUGUGAUCCUGCUGACUGUAACGGGAACGGGGUAUGUGUUUCUGGUUCCUGUAGAUGUUUUAACGGAUGGCAAGACAGCGGUUGUGACACAGCAUUUCGACCCUGUCCAGCGGAUUGUUCUGGACAAGGCACGUGUAACAAUGUAACAGGCCAGUGUGACUGUCGAACACCUUAUAAGGGAGUGGAUUGCUCACAAACUGACUGCAAUCCGAGAGACUGUAACAGCCGUGGUGUCUGUAUCAACGGGACUUGCUCCUGUGAGGCCGGCUGGAAAGGAGAAGCUUGUGAAGAAGGGGCCUGCAUUCCGCCUGACUGCAAUGAAAAUGGCGCCUGCACAGAAGGAACCUGUCGGUGUUUUCAUGGUUGGCAGGGCGCCGCUUGUGAUACACAGUAUCGCCGCUGUCCUUCUGACUGUUCAGGCAGUGGUGUUUGUAACAAUGUGACCGGCAUCUGUACCUGUGAGCGACUGAGCACAGGACUGGACUGUUCUGAAAAGCUGUGUGCAGACUGCUCACUAGAACAUGGAAGUUGUGAGGAUGGAGACUGUGUCUGUGAUGAGGGCUGGGGAGGACCUUCAUGUAGACAAUUACUCUGCAAUGAAGUAUGUGGAAUCCGUGGAACCUGUGUCAAUGGAACCUGCCAUUGUAACCGGGGUUGGAAGGGACCAGAGUGUUCUCAAGAUGCCUGUAAUGAAACAUGCAGCGACAAUGGAGAAUGUGUUCGAACAAACGGAGAAUGGGGAUGUUCAUGUGACAGAGGGUUCGUAGGAACAUACUGUGGAACAGUUUCUGAGACGAACUGUGCCGACAAUUUGGAUGAUGAUGGUGACCUGCUGGUUGAUUGUGAUGAUCCAGACUGUUGUAAUGACAUGUCGUGCGUGGACGAUCCUGCGUGCUUGUCUGCACCACCACUUGAGCAACUAGCAGCUGCUGAUACCAACAUUACACAAGCAGCAGGGAGAAGCUUUUAUGAUCAGGUUAAGUUCCUGUUCCAGAAUGGAAGUGUACAGAAAGAUGUUAGUCCGGACGCAGUGGACAAUGAGAGAGUUGCAGUUCUCCGUGGGCACGUGACAACACGAGAUGGCAGUGCACUCCCGGGUGUAACAGUGUCUCUUCUUGAUACUCCAGCGUUGGGCCACACACUAACAAGUACUGAUGGCGGAUAUGAAUUUGUUCUCAAUGGUGGGAACGUGGACACUUUGGUUUUUCGACGGCGGAACAUGAUCGGGACACAGCGCACCGUUCGACCGAGAAUCCAAUCAUACAACCAGGUUGACCCGGUGGCCAUGAUUCCUGUGGACACUAAGGUGACAGAAGUGGAUCUACAGUCAUCUGACAUCCAAGUCGUCGAAGGCACGGUGGUAGAAGACGAAGCUGGCAGCCGAAAACCCGUUCUGAUGUUUGAACCAGGAACGGGUGUCACAAUAACUGCCAAAAAUGGAACACAAAAUAAGGGAGGUUCAACUAUACAGAGGCCACGUGUGCGAGUUACAGAGUACACCGUGGGAGACAGUGGUGAAGAGGCAAUGCCUGCCCAGCUCCCAGCAUUUACCGGCUACACAUAUGCUGUAGAAAUGAGCCUAGAUGAAGCAUCCGUCAACGGUUCUACAGAUGUAAACUUUAACCAGAGUCUGCCAUUUUACGUCAACAACUUUCUUGGAUUUCCUGUUGGUUCGGCAGUUCCUACAGGUUACUACGACCGCAGUGGAGGACGCUGGAUAGCAUCAGAAAACGGUCGAGUUAUUCAACUUCUAGAUUCUUCUGAUCCGAGAAAGGCGAGUCUAGAUGUCCACGGGAAUGGGCAGGCAGCAAACGAAACCGAAAGACAUGAACUAGGCAUUACUGACAAUGAGCUUGAGAGACUGGCCAUGUUGUACAACCCCGGUGACACUCUAUGGAGGGUCCGGAUACCUCACUUUACACCAUGGGACUGCAACUGGCCGUACGGGCCUCCAGAUGAUGGUUUUGGCCCAGGAGACCGCCCCCCUCCCUCUUCACCACCAAACCCAUGUCCAGGUACCGGAGGAGGGGGGAGUUCAACAAGAGGUCGGAACCGGAAAAAGAGAGCAUCUGGGGACGACAAUAACAGAAGUAAUUUCCUCCUAAAUUCUGACUAUUGGCAGCAGUUCUUCCCAUAUAUACCCGCUGGAAUCGACCCUGGGGAGCAUGGCCCCUACCCUGCUGUAACUGCCAACAUUUACAGUGAAGAGGAAGACUUGGAAGGAGCUACCAUAUACGAUGGGGAACAAAGGAGAGAGAGGCUCACAUCGAGACCAGGUGAGGCCUCUGUUCCAAUACCAGGGACGGAUUUCCAGCUGAUGUACAGUCACACACGGCAUAGUGGUUUUAAACAGGUGACAAGGAUCCCUCUUAUUGGGGAUGAAGUACCGCCUAGCCUGAAAGCCAUCAGACUUGAGAUCACGGUUGCUGGCAAAACGACUACGAAGUCCCUCCCUCCAGAGCCCAAUCUCUACGAAGAUUUCAUCUGGGACGGGCUUGAUGCGUAUGGUAGAGAGGUGAAAGGCAGAGUCAACAUGAAAGUGAGGUUGGGAUACGAAUACGGACUGGUCUACUACUCAGUCCCGUCGGAAUUCACUCAGAGCUUCAACCGCUUCAGCUCAGCUGAUCAGACCAGCCGCGUGUCAAGAGCAGGGAGAACAGUGUCGUACUGGACGGAGAGAGAUAUCCCCCUCACGCGCAGCAUUCAGGCAUCUGAUUUGGCGGGCUGGUCACUGGACAUACAUCAUACAUAUGACGGACAAAACGGUAUCCUGCAUUUGGGAACUGGCGGGUCCAUUUCUGUGGUUGACCAGACAAAGGUUCUGGAGACAGCAGUCGGGAGUGACACAAGAGCUCCUAUCGACUGUUUGUCGUGUGGAGAAGGAGAUGGUGAGGAAACUCAGCUUCGCUCGCCAGUGGCGCUCACAACAGGUCCUGAUGGAAGUGUGUUCAUCGGAGAUUACAACUUCAUCCGAAGACUCUGGCCAAACGGUACUGUAACAACUGUGACGAGAUUACGAACAAGCCGCCCGCAGUAUGUCUACUACCUUGCUUCCAGUCUCAAAGAUAACGUCAUCUUUGUGUCCGACCCGGACGCAAGACAGGUUUUUAAGGUUGCAACUGAUGAAGAGCGACCGUCCCUGUCUGUGGUUGCCGGAACAGGAGAGAAGUGUCCACCUUGGGAAGACAGCUGUGGAGAUGGGGGACUAGCUAUGCAAGCAACGUUCAAUACACUUAAAGGAAUCGCAGUUGGUGAGGAAGACACCAUAUUCAUUGUGGACAAUCGUCGGAUUCGACAAAUCGGACCGGACGGGUACAUCGAACCGUACAUAGGAACAAACGAUCUGACGAAAUUUUCUCAUUCAAGCGGUUCUGAACUCAGAAAUACUCUGAUUGACCAGACGUCCCUAACAUGGCCUACUCACAUCGCAGUCACAAGGGGCGGGGACGAACUCUACAUUGUAGACCAAGAUGUGGUCAUUCGGCUGACAAGAGAUGGACGGACCAAAGUUAUUGUCGGUCAACAGGCUUUCCGGCCACCAGGAGCUGGACUAAAUGUAGAAGACACCAAUACAAAGGCCUUGAACAGCAAGUUAGUCAAUCCACAGGGAAUCGCCAUCUCUCAGGACGGGAACAUCUUCAUCGCGGAGACAGAUUUCGAUUCCCUCCAUCGUGUGCGCCUACUCGACCCUGACGGAGGGAUACGGCUCAUAGCCGGGCGACAGUCAGACUGUGACUGCCGGCAGAGUUCGUGCGACUGUUUUAAACAAGAUGGCAAACUAGCGGUUCAGAGUAAGCUGCAUACACCGACUGCGCUGGCGGUUACACCUGACGGGACCUUGUACAUUGCUGAUCAAGGUAACUACAGAAUUCGGAAAAUGAGAGCGCACAUUUCUGGAGGGUUGACAGACGGACAUUUUGUCAUCCCUGGAACAAACCCAAGUCAAGCGUACAUCUUUGACUUCACUGGCCAACACAUUCAAACUGUUGAUAUAACAAGAAACCAGCCUGUCUAUGAGUUUGGCUACAAGGACAAUCGACAGUUAACCAGCAUCCUCCUCCCAUCAACAAACAAGACCAUGUUGAUUGACCGCGACGACAACGGAACUCCACAUACCAUCAGAGCUCCAUACAGGCAGAAUCUGUAUCUAGAAAAGAAUAAUGAGGGAUUGCUGAGUGCAUUAGCGGACAACACCGGGCGACAAAUACAACUGACGUACCAAAAUGGCGGCCUGCUAACGGCUAUACAGUCUCCGUCUGGAUACAGGCGAAUGAUGGCUUACAACCCAACAGGAAGUGUCUUACGUCAGUUUGACAACCAAGGCGUCACCAAGUUCUAUGGCAAGAACUUUGGCAGACAGUCCACUGUGUUGAAAACUUCUACCAGAUUGGGCGAGGAAGAUUUGGAGGUGGACGAAAGUGUGCCAGGGAUCACCCGUACCACAGUUCGUGUAGGAGGGAGGAAAAUUAAAGAAACAAGGAGGAACUCUGCAGAUGGAACAACCAGUACAGUUAAUGCAGAUAGAUCAAGGGUAGUGGUGGAGAUGGCACCACACCCUGUAUGGGGAAACCAAGUGUCGCUGGUGUCUAGCAACAAUAUAGUUCUACCGACCGGGGAGUUAUUAACUACACAGUACGAAUAUUCUGCUAUACUGGAAGUUGAUAACAACCCUCUUACUAUGAAGAUGAACAAAACAGUAACCAAGGUAAACGGUAACGCAGUUUCUAGCGAGGAAUACCACAGGGAUAGUUUGACGAAAAGUUAUUUUCGGGAGCCUUCUCGGGAAUUGGUUCGACGUGAAACGUGGGAUGACUCGGGAAGACGUGUCCUGUUAGAGCAGCCUCAUAGAGGGAUGUACAAUACGACUUACUUUUACAACAAUAACAGCAAUCUGCUGACAAGACUGGAGAUUGGGGAGAAGUGGGUGGAAUACGAAUAUAACGACCUCGGGGAUAUCAUCGAGGAGAGGACAAGCUCUGGGAAAACAGUUUUCUAUGUGUGGAACCCCGAGGGAAAGCGCACACACAUGGUGACAAAUGCUGGGCGACUCUACGAAUUUGGAUACGGUUCCAGUGGUGGUUUAGUGAGUAUCACAAUGCCUAGUGGUGCAAAACAUACCCUAAAAACCCGCAUUCGCGCCAAUGCAAAGGACAUCGUGUACCUGACACCUAACUCUACACAGGGAACGGUGAUGGACACCUUCAACAUAGACAAUAAACUUGUGCAAAGGGUGAUGCCUGGAGAGGAGACCGUUUCAUACUGGUACGAUGCAAGCUCGCGCAAAACCAGUGAAGCAUUCGAUACCACAUUCAUAUGCUUUGUGCAUCAAGGUGACGACGACAAUGUUGACGAGAUUACACGUUAUGAGAACAGAAGGGUAAAAUCAACAUUACUGUAUGAGUACAAUGCUCACCUGAUGACCAGGAUGCUGGUAGUUUAUGAGGAUGAUCUUGACGCCCAGUUUUCGUUCUCAUACGGAGAUCGUCUUACGUUGAACAGGAUAGACGAGACUGUGUAUGGACGGAGAAAGGCCAUCGACAUAGAGUAUGAUGAAUACAACGAGCUACGCAAGGAAGGAAGCUUUCGAUAUUCAAAUCAAAACCCCUGGACAGAAGAAGUAACUGAUGGAACAUUGACAUGCACAUACAUCCAUGAUGGCUAUGGUCGGGCAGUUGAGCAUAGGUGUAAAAUUGCAAACAAAGAUGUCUUUAUUCUAAAAUCAUUAUACAACAACAGGUCCCUCAUAGCAGUGCAAAAUGUUGAUGUAGCAGGCAAUGUUACUGUCCUUUCAUACGAGUAUGACGAAGAUGAACAGUUGGUUUCAGUUAGGGAAAACGAUAUCCUAACGGAACUGUACAGCUAUGAUCUGAAUGGGAAUCGUGUAUGGUGGCUGGAUCAUUUGGAUACAAACCACACAGCUACAUAUGACGAUCAGGACAGGAUACAAACAUACGAUAGCAAGGCAUAUAAUUUCGAUGACGCAGGUUUCAUAACGGACUAUGACUUAGAACAUUUUGAGUACGAUUCUACAGGUCAGAUAACGUCGGCUGAGGAAGAGGACCGCUACAAAGUUCUGUACUCUUACGAUGGUUUGCACCGUCGUAUCGCCGUGGUUGAAUCCACAUCAGGGGAGGAAGAACGUUAUUUCUAUGGCGAUCCUUUCAAUCCGUUUAGAGUCACAGCUACAGUGCAAGACGACCAAGUAACCAAGUUAUACUAUAACAAACAGAAUCAUGUCAUUGCUAUGGAAACAAACGAUAUAAUGAGAUACGUCAUGACCGAUCAUCUCGGAAGUCCUAUAGCAAUAAUAGAUACAAGUGGCAACACCGUCAAACACGUCAAGCGUACGUCGUUUGGAAUCGUUCUGAAAGAGUCGGGCACAGAAAUACCUUUGUCUAUUGGCUUUGCGGGGGGUCUUCUUGAUCAGUAUUCCAGACUCACACAUUUUACAUACCGUGACUAUGACGCAGAGGUAGGACGGUGGACAGCAAGAGAUCCCAUACUUUUCGAAAGCUUGCAGCCAAACCUGUACCAGUACGUGUUUAACAACCCUGUGAACAUGAGAGAUAUCCAAGGAUUACAAGGGCAAGCUGAUCCCUGUGCGUCAUCGUCUGGCGGUCCAGGGUCUGGGUCAGGAGGCCCCGGGGAUGGUUCAGGAGGCCCCGGGGAUGGUUCAGGAGGCCCCGGGGAUGGUUCAGGAGGCCCCGGGGAUGGUUCAGGAGGACCAGGUGACGGUGACCCUGGAGGAGAUGGCAAGCAACCUGGGAAACUUCCUGGCUCAGAAGAAGGAAAUCCCUCACCUAAAGGGGAAGGUGACUACGGGGAUCUUACAAAAGUUGACGCCACGGGAACAUCAGAACAGACAGCCAAGCAGGACAAGUUGAAAAUUAAAGGAGAAGCUGCAUCACAGAAGAUGGCAAAGACAGACAAGAAGAAUGUUGAUAAGUACAAGGACAUCAUCAAGAAAGUGGCAAAAGAAAAGAAGAUCGACCCAGCCAUUAUAGCAGCUAUAAUCAGCCGGGAGACCCGCGGAGGCACUCUACUGGAUAACAAUGGGUGGGGAGAUAACGGCAAUGGGUUUGGACUUAUGCAGGUUGAUAAGAAUUCACACACACCGCAAGGAGGCUCUACGAGUAUUGAACAUAUCCGCCAGGGCACAGACAUCCUCAUCGAAAAUAUUAAGACAAUACAAAGGAAAUUCCCCAAAUGGACAAAAGAACAGCAGCUGAAAGCAGCAAUGGCGUCUGCUGUCAUUGUGCUGCUGUGCAUGACAGUAUGGUGCUGUGCUGGAGGCUCCACAGUCAGAUGGACCGCCCCUGCUGGAGGCAGCUGGUCACAACAAGACAACUGGGAAGGACAAAAGGUUCCUGCACCUGAUGAUGAUGUCGUCAUAGAACUAGAUGAAGUUGAGGAAGGGUACAGAAGUCUCGGUUGCUGGAGGGACAGUUCAAAUCGGGCCAUACCAAUACUGGAAGGGGAAGAUCCUCGCCUGGAUGGACAUUACCAAGCACGGGUCAAUGCCACUGAAAAGUGUUUCCAAGUCGCACGAUCUCGCGGCUUCAGCGUGUUUGCUGUCCAAAAUGGUGGUCAGUGUUUUGGGUCAGCAAAUGGCCAAAACACAUACACGAGAUAUGGAACAUCGUCAGCUUGCGGCCAGGAUGGAGAAGGAGGAUAUUAUGCAAAUGAAGUUUAUCAAAUCAAAGCUUUUCCAAUCACCGUAAGAGUUGACAGCGACACACAAAUCCGGAAUCUCCACACAUUCCCGAACAUAACCCUUGAAGUCGUCAAUUCGCUUACCGUAAACGGAAACAUGCAAGUGGAUGGGCAACUUACCUUGUUUACCAGCGAUUCAAACAAGGGAAUAGAAGUGGGAAACAUGGCGCGAGUAAAGGGAAGCUUUCACUGGAUGGCUGGAAAGUUCAGUAGUCGUGCACGAGGACAGCUCCAUGUAGAAGAGAGGAUGCAGCUAAACCCGGGCUGGGGAAACAGACACCUUGAUGCCCGAUUGUCAGGUACAGAACUGUACAUCCAUGGAGAGGCGUUGGUCGAAGGAAGUUCUUCCUCUGGCAGGCUGUACAUCUCAAAUGGGGCGAAGCUGAUAGUAACGGAAGGAGCUACUCUAAACAUGACUGGCAUCUUAUCCUUGCUGAAGGAAAAUACAGGCAGUAUCGUCAACAAUGGAUCCUUGAAUAUACACUCCACUGGCACUGUAUCAGUUGUACCGACCAUCUACAGCAUCGGGGAUGUCCAGGUGCUCAAAGGGGUUUUCUCUUGCACAGGGUCAAGUACAUGGCAAAACGUAAUCUGGGUUUUAUCAGAAGCCACGCUAAAGUUAUCGGGGGGUACUCACACGUUGCAGCAAUCAUCCACUCUGCUUGGUUCUGGCAAUCUGGACGUGGGGGCCCGAGUAACAGUUCUAAGCAAAGACGUACAGGUAAAAAAUAUUCGCGUCAGUGGUGGGACUUUGGACCUAUACACAGCUUCAAGUGAACUCACUGUCGCUAAGAUUGAAGUAGCAAGCAGAGGUGUGUUCAACAUCCAUAGUAGCGGAAACUCAUCCGAUUGGCUGCCGCUGCACGUUCCAGAGGUUAUUCUUCAAUCCAACAACUAUGAUUACGCGACAACUACAUUGAACUGUGAAAGAAAUCUACGGACUAAAAGGCUGCACAUGGCAUCGGGAAGAUACCAAACUGGACUCCUGUUCAAAGUGAUGGGUGACGUGGCAGUAGCUGAAAAUUGGAGUUGGAACGGAGGAACAAUUCAAAGCAGUGGCCCAGUGACUAUCAGCGGAUCACUCUUGAUUGAAGGUUCCACAGACGGAACUGCGAAAGUACCGGUGAUGUAUCUGAAUGGACCAGUGACGACCAGAGGUUCGCAAACAAUUAACAUCAACCACGGUGGAAAGAUAUUCAACUCUGCAGGCAACGUAGUCUCGAUCCGUGGAAGCCUCAACCUUCGGGGAAGCGGUUAUUUCCAAAACAAUGGUGAAGUCAAGGUCGAGCAAUCAUCGCCUGGUACAGCGUCCAUUGCCCUGUCCUCGUUUGAUAAUUUUGGACAAACUACAGUGUCGGGUACCCCUGGAUCUGGACUCAGCAUUAGCAUAAACCAUGGCCUGACAGGGACGUACCACGUGUCCGAGAACAAUGUUCUCACCAUUGUCGGCUCAUCCACCUAUGUAGGCAGCGUUCUGAAGGAUGCUGUACUGACUGGUGGAGGAUCGCUCCAAGUGAAUGGACCAGAGGUUGGUUUCAAGUCCAUCCAAGUCAGCGACGUAUCAGUCACAGCCGGAACAGUCUACAUCGGGUCCGAACAACGCCAAAGCAUCCCCAGUCUGAAGGUAACAAGAGGGCUCGUUGUGCUUGACGAGUCGUCGUCAGCAACAGAAAUAGAUGAUCUGGUUGUCACAGGGGGAGAGGUGACGUUCAACAGACCAACAACAGUACACGAUGUUGAAGUCAGAAGCGGGGUAUUGAGUGGUGACAGUGACAUUAAUGUAAACGGAACAUUUGUCUGGACCGGAGGGACAUUAGCAGGCAGACUUGGCAGCCGGAUGACCAUCAACGGGAACAUUCAAGUGGCACCCUCUGGAACCCUGUAUCUCAACCGUUACCUUGUCCUGAAAGGGAAGUCUGACUGGGUCACAACUAAUCUGAAUCUUGUCCUGACAAGGGUGUUUGAGAUUUCCUCAGGAGCGUCGUUAAGCAUCCAUGGCGGGGGCAUGGUCUUCACCAGCUCAUCAAGUGAUGAGAACGGUGCACUGCAGAACUACGGGCAUAUCAUCAUCGAUGCACCCUACCAGGACUUACGUAUCAACACACAGUUCCGGAACUACGCAUCCAUCCAGAUACAGCAUGGCAACCUCUUCUUCCAGAGGUCCUCGGUAAUGGCUGAUGCUAUGAUAAACUCAGCAGACAAGAGUAAGAUCGUGAUAUCGGAUGGGAACCAUGAGAUCGUCACUGAUGGAACCCCUGGCAUACAAGAGUGGCAAUCGACAUUGGAGGUAACUAAUGGAAACAUGUGGAGCAAGAACAUCGUUUGGUCUACAAUAAACCUGAGAAGGGGAAAUGUUCACCUGGACCUUUCUGGUAGUUCGGCAUCGAUGGAUUCCAUCAGUGUGACAGGCGGAUCCCUCCAAAUCACCAGCACCACUCCCAGCAGUGACACACCGACACUGACCGUUCACAACUCGGUAACAGUCACCAACGGGCAACUGAAACUUCUGGGAGUUAACUGCAAUGUGAAACAUCUGACGAUUUCCCACCAGAAUGCAAGGAUCGAGAUUGAAAGAAAUCUAGAGAUUAAAGACACGUUCCUCUGGGAUGCUGGAACACUGGCUGGCACUGCGUUUGCAGAUUGUGAAAUCUCACGUACAUCUGUACCUGGAACCCUGACUGUAACUGGAAAUGGUGUGCGAUAUUUGAGGACACAAUCUAUGUCCAUUCAAGGCAAUGGCCAAUGGUUUGGGCAAGGUCAGCUGAGACUGGACAGCGCUGCCGAACUGCUAAUAGCAGAAGGUGCAAGUUUUGAGCACCAAGGGGGAGGCACAUAUACUUCACAGGACAACCUUGCUCGAGUAGUGAACAAGGGGACCUAUAAAUUGUUCUCCCACAGUGAUGUCAACAUGGAUGUCAAAUUUCAGAACACUGGUCAGCUAUAUGUACCAGACACGGCAACCCUAUCAUUUAGGGCUGAUGCUCAAUUAAGAGGACAGCUUCAAGCUGAUAAAGGAUCUGAACUUCAUCUCUUGGGAGGCUCGCAUCUUAUCAUCGAUGAAGCCUCAACCUUCCGGGGUAAGCUAUCAUCGAUGAGCACGUCAGUGGUAUUCUACUCAAACGGAUCGUUAGAAGACAUUCAAGUAGGUGCAGGACAGACUACGCUGAAGACUCAACUUUUGUCGAUGAAUGUUUCCAAACUGUCUGUUAAUGGAGGUCAUUUAACAGUAGAACCAUUUCGUCCCUCAAACAGUCCAACAGAACUGUUUGUAGAAAAUGCAGAUAUUGUAUCUGGGGCAUUGGAAUUAAACGUACAAACUGAGGUCAGAUACCUGUCACAAACAGGAGGGUCCGUACGGGGAAGUUUUGAUAUCAUUGCUGAAGAGUUUGAAUGGUCGAGUGGAAAUGUCAUUGGAGACCUAGGUAUUAAAUUGUCAGUUAAACACCUGAAAUGCUUGGGUACAGGAACAAAGACACUACAACAGCGCUCACUGACAUUACAACAAUCCGGAACAUUUGUUGGGGAUGCAGCUGGAGUCAUAGACAUAAACGGACAUGGCAACUUUGUUAUUGCCAAGGAAGCAAAUUUAAUGAUUACGGCAGGAGUCACCAUACAUUCAGACCUGGGCAUGUUUGAAAACAAAGGAGUGUUAAUAAAUGCUCUUCAGAGCAAUGGGAAGGUGCUUACAGUCAAUGGUCACUUUCGAAAUACAGGAAUAGUGAAGUGCCUUGAUGACACAUUGAUGAAAGUAUCAGGAACAGGCAAGUGGGAGGGUGCUCUGACAACCGGAUCGAAUGCUACUGUAGAAAUUGCCGAAGGACAUCAUUUGUUCUUGUCAAGUUUUGAGGUCAACGGUACAGGAAAGCUGGUGGUUAGCAGUGGAUCUGUCACCAUGCACGCAUGCAGCGUGUCGGCAGCUGUGAUGCAGAUAUCUGCACCGGUCUACAUCCACGGAGAGAACCGCUGCUUCAUCCAGUCCCUUCUUGUCACAGAGAAUGGUGUCUUUAUUACCAACAGCCCUUCGUCCGUGGGGCAAGUCCAGCAGAAUGGAGGUGUUGUUCGUGCCCUUUCUUCUCUAACAGUCGCCGAGUACGAUCUUGUUAGAGGGACCCUUCAAAGUCACAAUGUAACAGAGGUUGACCAACUGCAGUGGUCCUCUGGUACGAUAACUGGAGGGAAACUGUACGCUGGUACUUUAAUGUUAACACAAGGGACAGAGAAAAUUGCCUCACAAGUCACGGUUGUUGUCUUAAAGAGUUGUGUGUGGGCGGAAGAAUUUGAUCAGACGCUGGGUCUUCGUGGAAAUUCAGCGUUGAUCAUUUCACAGCGAGCAUCGAUGGAUGUAAACGGCAUCGCGGCACUCUCUAGUGAGACCAGCGACAGCUACCGAGGUAGGCUUGAAAACCAUGGACAAAUCAACGUUAAACAAGCAUUCACAUCUUCAGCAGAGUUUAUCAACUUUGGAAACUUAAGUGUAUCCGAAGGGACAAUGUUGGUCACCAAGAAAAGUGAAAAUAGGGGCUACAUCAAAAUCGGGCGAAAUUCUGAAGUCAAACUGAGGGAUCAUUUCUCUUACCCAUCAUCAGUCAUUGAAGGGGAUGGCAAGCUGACACUGACUCAAGGUACAAUUCGGCUAUCAACUGAUACUUUAAAACAGAAUACCAUCCAUGUAACCGGGGCUAUUGUCUCUAUUGUGUUGACUUCUGGACAUGCCUUUUCGCCAAAGGAGGUGAGGAUUACAGGUGGACAAGUUGACUUUCUUGGCAACAAGGAUAAUAACUUUGAACUGGAGUCACUGGCAAUAGCUGGAGGCACAGUGAAGAUACAUAGGCCCUGCAACAUUUCAAAGCUAGCAAUGACGGGCGGUUCUCUCAGUAUCAUGGCUCCCACUGACCUCGCAGAGUUUGACUUCUUUGCCGGACAAUUGGUUGGAGUGUCAGAUCUAGGUUCUUUGACUGUUAACAUGCUUAUGCUGCACAAUUACAAGAACAAAGAUGGCACUGGGAAGAUCUUGCAGGCAAUUGUGAUGGAAAUCCGUCAGCAAUUCCGUUGGUUGGCUCCCAUCAAUGAGGAUACCGUAGGGAUGCAAGACGGGAGUGUGAUCCGCCUGCUGUCUGACUGUGAAACCACGUUACAAGGACAGCUGGAAUUUCAGGGAAAUUCUGAAACGAUUCAGAAUAAUGGGGAUUUCGUGGUGUAUGGUUCUGAGGAGAACCUUCCCCACAGAACAACAUCAAUUCGUAUUGGCCCCCACUUCAACAACGCUGGAACAGUUUGGGUACAAGAGUCAACUAUGGUAUCCUUUCAGUCUACAGCUCACAUCUCUGGAAGCAUGGUGGCUUACAGAAAUGCAAAUGUCGAGUUUGUCAAUCACUACAGUACGGCAUCGCAGAACAUAACAGGAGGUCGUCUCACUGUCCGAAAUUCCAACCUCUGGAUUAUGUCAAACAAUUUCACAACAAUAAACAUUAACUCAGGCGGACAUGUCAACUUUGUCAGCACUGCAGAUCCGGUUCAUGAUAGCUUUGUUGAAGAGGUCAGUCUAAUUAGAGGGUCCGUCAAUUUUAAUUCAGAUGUAUCUAUUGGUGUUUUUGAGGUAACAGGUGGGACGGUCAAAUCAACAUCACCUAAUGGUGUUAUUCGGUCACAACAGUUGACGUUUCAUGAGGACACCGAAUCAUCCACCAUUGAAGACUGCAACGUUUCAGGAAGAGGGAUACAUUUCAUUGGCUCAAAUGUGGCUUUGAUGACAAGUUCUCUACACAUUCAGCACAGUGGGGUCGCUCGCAAUUCUGUUCAACUAGACAUGCUCAAUUCAUCGGUACUGGUAGAAGAGGGUGCUACCUUAGCAAUAAAGCACAAGAUGGCGGUAAGAAAAACAGGAGUAGAAGAGUCAUCAAUCUUGGACGUUACAGGCACAGUUCAUGUUGAGGGUCCUCAAUUUGUGAGCUCUGCAGUCGUUGUUCUCCAAACCACAGGAAAAUUCACGGUAACAAAAGACUCAAGUGAACUUGAUAUCCACAUAACUGGCAGAAGUUCUGGUACGUUCAACAUUAACUGUACAGAUCCUACAAUCACCAUCAGAGGACCAGGUGAUCUUGUCCUGGAUAAAGGAUCAUUCAUUGGCCCAAAUGCAAUGAUCAACGUGCAUGGCGGUCAUGCUGUGAUAACGACAGGAAUUGAACACCAACUACUAGAGGGCAGUGGGCUUAAAAUCACGCUACAAGGCACUGGAUCUAUGACGUUAAAUAGUUCUCAAUUCAGUGAGACCUCAAACCCAUUCACAGUCAAUGAAGUAAUGCUUAAGUCACUGUCCAGCAACUUAUAUCUGUCAGAAGCAAUACCGAAAGUGCAGAAGAUGAUUAUUGCUGGCGGCCAAGUCCAUGGUAAUGCUGAGUUUGACACAGUUAUACUUCAGUCCAACAUUCGCCUUACUGACUGCAGCUUUGACAUAGAUCACCUCAUCAUCCGUGGAGGUAACAACGAUGACAAAGAAAUACAGGCUAGCAAAAUCAGCAUUCUUAGGUCACUCCGAGUAGAAACUGAUGCAACAAUAACUUUGUCUCAGGCUUCUGUCCUUCGAUUGGCAUCAUCGGCCACUUUUACAAUGGAGAACGCAUUGGAGAUUACAGCAUCGGAUGUAGGCAGUGAAGCGUCUUGGUUUUUAAAUGAAGGAAGAAUCGCUGUAUCACUUGGAGCUGGCAGGAUACUUAGCAUUGGGGCCAAGUUCAACCAUAGCGGAGAACUUUUAAUCGAAGAUGGUCACUUAACAAUGAGCAACGACAGCUUCAUUCAAGGAAGUCAACAAGUUGGUACUAGCAGCAGGUUGACUCUAUCUGCAGGCGUUCAUCGGAUAGAAAGAGGUUCUUCUUGUCUUGUGCAAGGAAAACUGCUGGUGGAAAGCGCAGCUUUUGUGGAAAUAGAUUCUGACGACAUGAGUAUAGAGAGUGUAACAUCACAUGGAUCUGUUACUCUACGAGGUGAAACAUGUAUCUCUGGUUUGGAGUUGUCAGAGGGUAACUUUGAAGUGGGUGGAAACGCCGGAUUUGGAGCAUUAGACAUGAAGACAGGAACUCUGUCUGUUAAGGGCGACAUGACAGUGAACGGUCCAGUCAAGUGGCAGUCUGGGACGAUCCAUUUGUCAGCAGGGUCCUCUCUCACGGUCAACGGAGAUUUCAUCCAGGCUAUCUCCGAUGGUGAGCUGGAAAAUCAAGGAGGAACAUUUACUAUAUCUCCAGAAUUGGCAUGCAGCAACUUCGGAACAACAGAGGCAUGCAGCAGCCAGCAGAACUGUACAUGGUGUGUGGCCUCGGACAUGUGUGUACAGCACGAGCAAUGUCCCUCAGCUGCUGCGUUCUGGACCAACUCCGCAGGAGGCGAAUGGCACGCUGCAUCCAACUGGUUCAACGAUACAAUCCCAGGGGAGGGCAGCGAUGCUUUCCUAACCAGCCUCUCUGAAGACUACGAGGUAAGAAUCACGAAUGCAAUCAGCCUGCAAGCGUUAGAAAUUGGCAGCCAGUGCGACCAUACGUUCAGUCAAGGUUGCGACACAAUGCAGACACUCACUGUGCAGAGGGAUUUGCAAGUGGACCGUUUACUCGUUCGCAGAAAUGCACGGCUAAUUCUAGGAGGUGGCAAUCUGGUCAUUGGAAGUAGUUUAACUGUGGAGGGAAGGAUGGACUGGAGACAGGGUACCAUUCGUGGUGACGGAAGGAUAAACAUAAUGGGAGAGUUAACCAUACAUCAAGACUGUUAUUACUGCCAUAAGAGCCUUCAAGUCCCAUUGGAAAGCUACGGGAGGAUCACCCUGCAAACCACUAGUAACUCCCUCACAAUGAGCCCUCAAGUUAACAUCACAAAUGCCGGCGAAAUCAUUAUCAAAAACAAUGGAGUAAUCAAUGGCGGCACCAUCUAUAAUGAAGGGCUCAUCUAUUCGACCACACCCACUGCAAACAUCAAUUCAAACAUGGUGCAAAGUGGCCACCUUGUCUUACAACAGUCCAGACUGCAACUAGGUGGAGAUGCAGAAUUUUCUGGACCAAACAAUUUUGACCAGGACAGUGAGCUGGUGUUGAAAUCAGGUACCCAUGUGUUUUCUUUUGGAAGUACGGUACCAUCAUCCCUUACACUGGAAGGAGGGACAACAACUAUCAAUACCACAGGCAACACGAUCCGAAGUCUCCACCUCAAGAACAGUGCAACCGUUCGAUCUGACAAGGAACUUCAAGUAGAAAACAUUUACCUUGAAAGGGGCACUCUGCUGGGCAAUGGGGAUUACCAGAUCAAUACUUUUAGAUGGAGGGAAGGAAACAUCGAGGGCAUGAAGAGUAUUUUAGUUACCAAGGAGAUGUCGUUUCUCGAUGACAGGUAUUAUUACUACCAGAGGAAGACAAUGGCAGAAUCAACAAUUUCGCUGCAGGGCCGUGCUUUAGUCCAAGGAAGCCAAGCUACGCUGACUAUGAGCAGAAAUGCAAGUUUUGAGGUGAUUUCUUCAGGAGAAAUCCAUGUGCCUCUCAGUACAACCCUAUCUUUACGGUGUUCAGAUGGAACAUGUAGAACAACGAACAAUGGGUAUUUGGAUGUCAUUGGCAACUUGGUGAUAUCUACAGACCUCGCAAGUAGAGGAAGUGUAGCAGUGGAUGGUCGGGUUGACUUGUCAGGAAAUUCAGAAUUUGAAAGUGGCAAAAUCUGGGUCGGCAGUUCUGGGACAUUUCAUUUGGCUGGCAAUCAGAAGGAUGUCAGCAUAGGUGCAUUGGUGGGAGUAGACAUAUAUGGAACUCUGUCAGUAUCAGUCGGGGUCGUCGUCGUAUCUUCACAGAAAAUAGCAUACAUAAAGAACAUACACUGUAGUGGUGGCCACGUACGAUUCACAAACACAACAAACCUGAAAACUAUUGGAACUGUCUAUGUGAGAAAUAGUCAGAUUACACUACAGACUGGCGAUGCAACAGGGCUAAACGUUGGGAAAAUUGAGGGAAGGUACAGUGGAAACGUAAUUUUGGCAUCACCAACCACUGUUUCGGUCAUUGUGCUGCAAGAAAACUCUAGUCCUGGAGCAACUAUACGUCUCGAUUCACCAAAACAUGUCUACAAGGUUUUAGAUUCUGUGACUUUGAAUGACGGUCAACAUCAAAUCGUAGGAACAGUUGACGAUGGAGGAACUAAACCCACCUUGUAUAUUGAAGGUCAGAUGAACUUGCAGCAUUACUAUCGACACUUCUACUUUCAAAAUGUGGAUGUGUCUAUUAGUGGGACUCUUUCUCACACUUGUCGAGACAAUCGUAACUACGGCGUCUACUUGGUCGAUGGCAGCAUUCUUACAGUUGAAGAAUCCGGUCUAGCGGAAGUAGGUGGCUGUAACUGGCUACAUUCUGGAUCACUUCCAACGUCCUUUACCAACAAUGGCGUGCUAAAAUUCCAUGACGACCCAACAUCGAUCCACACUACGUUUGUCCAGAAUGGUACAAUGUACACAACAACCAAUACAAACCUUCAUCUGUAUGGCCAAAGCAUCCUUCAAGGGAACGUUACCAUUGGUAAAAAUGCUGCUGUGAACUUUAGGGGUGGUUCACAGCAUCACAUUCUCAGCGACGCUAUGCAUGAAGACUCAUCCACUCUCAACCUCCUAGAUGACAACACCGUCUUAAACGUGUCCACCAACGACCUGCGGUUAUCUAAAGUCAAAGUCGACUCCCAAGGAGGACGUCUGCUGUUGUUCAGCAGGAGUGAUGCUGGAAGUGUAAACCUCUUAGAGUUGAGAAGAGGAAGCAUUCAGAUCGGCUUCAGCCAACUGACAACUGAUGAGAUCUUUCUGACUACAGGAGAGAUAUCCGGAUAUGAUGCACUAGUGUGGACACGCAAAAUUACCCUGCACGACACUUAUCGAGACAGCUUUGUGCGUGUAGCAAACCUCACCAUAACAGAAAAGCUGCUCAUUUCAAAAAAUUAUCCGAGUUACAAUCGCCAAGUAACAAUCGACAGCUUCGUCACAAUACUUCAUUCGGCCACGCUGGUGGCAGUUACACGUUUCACCAUAUACGGAGAAGGGGAGAUCCGUAACGAGGGGACAUUUCUCAUUGACAGUACAGAUGACCAGUGGCUAGACAUUAGGGUACGAUUUGUUAACUAUGGGCACCUUCAAGUAACGAACAGACUUGUAUUAAGCAAUGGUGGAAGCAGUCAUGGAAAAAUUUACAUGAUGCCAACUGCAAAGUUGUACUUCAGGUCAAGUAAAAUAUACAACCUGACAAACGCAGGGGAAAUAGUUGGUUCUGGAACUAUAUAUGUGGACAGCGAUGACCCAGUGGUAUACCUUGGUGGCAAAGAUGAUUCUAUGGAAAAUCCUGGCAAAGAUAUAGGGUUGGUGGUAACCAGAGGCAAGUGCUACGUGGACUUCACACAGGCUCGAAAACUUGUACAACGAAUGUCAAUAUCUGGCGGAUCAAUUGACAUCACAGCAAGUACGAGCGAUCCACCAUAUAUUACGGAAGUGAACUUUCUCGCAGACUGGAACUACAAUGUAUUAUUUACUUGUAACAUCGGAACAAGUGUGUCCAUUGGGAAACUGACGCUCAGACAGUAUCGUACUACUGGUCACUUUGGACACGGAUGUGGAGUUGUAGCUUCUAACAUGAUCUGGUAUUCAGGAAUCAUUAACAUACCAGCCUACUUCCACGUGAUUGGCCACUUAGAUAUAAAACAAGACAGGGGUUACAAAAGGAUAAUCGCCACUAACAUGACAAUAACAGCAACAGCAGUGGCCGACGCCGACUCCACAAUUUUGAUGUCAGAUGGGUCUAAGAUCGACAUUAACGGGUCGUUUUCCACGUACAGUAAUUUGCGUUUUCAGAAGGAAGGAAGCGGAACUCCCCGGUUAGUAAUAGGUGGCCAGCUACGACUGCUACAGAGAGACAAGACAAUGACUGUGACGCCGGGAAUUUCAGUUAUCAAUAAUGGGAACAUUGAAGUUUUACAUGGUACACUGUCAAUACCGUCCACUGAGUGUAACAGCGGUACAUUUGUUGUGGCUAAAGAUGCGUUGAUACAUUUCAACAGUGGACUGACACAGUUAGGAAGUGACUGUAACAUCGACAUUUCUGGUGUAAGCAUCGCAGGCAAUAGUCGACUUGAGAUACUUGAAAAUGGGAACAUUUGGCAGCACAUUACCAUUACGAGUGGAACUCUUGCUCUUAACCCGAACAGUAACAUAACAGUUGAGACCUUAAAUUUGAAUGGUAAUGUCCAGAUUUCCGGCCAGUUUAGGGUCAGAAAGUUUAACUUAAACCACCAGGGCAACAUGGAAGUGACUGGACUGGUUAUCAUCACAGAGGAGAUGGUGUGGAGUGGAGGAAGUCUGAUGUCAAACCAGGUACAAGUAGAUGGGAAUCUUUACCUGACUUCUUCCUCUACCAAAUAUUUGCGCUCCGGGACGAUAGUCGCAACAGGAACCGUUACUUUAACAAAUCCGCAGACAUUGGUCAUGCAAGGGGAUGCCAGGUUUGAAUUACAGGGUUCAAUGGCAGUACAUGAGAGUCUACGAUUUUCAGGCACAAGUCAGAAUUCUUUCCUGAAUGCUGGACUCAUUAACGUCCAGGCUGGAUUAAAUCAAUAUGGACUGGUUGUAGAUGUGAACUUCGACAGCCCGGGAGUAGUUGUAGUAGAGAGCGGGAAGAUGAAAGUUGGUGACAAUAACAGAGAUAUAAUGUCGAAUGUUCAUGGCAAUCUAACGAUCAAAGAGCAAGCAAUCUUAGAGAUGGGCUAUGGAGAAUUCACGUUUACAAACCGAUCAAUCCUCAACGUAGGUGGGACUAUAUCCAUUGCCUCAGCCCAAGUUAAAGUCUACAGUGCGGACAGAAGCGUAAGAAUCAGCAACAUAAAAAUGACAAGUUCUGGAACAUUGGAGACAACAGCGAAGGACGUAUCCAUACACACUGCAGAAAUCUGUUCUGGGACACUGUGGAUUCACAGGAGCGCAAAGAUAGAAACCUUACAGAUAUGCGGGGGGCGCCUUAGACCCGGAAAGUCUGUAAAUGUUACAGAGUUAUUGAUAACUUCAGGAGAUGUAUUCAGUAGUAGCGCGCGGCCAAAAAUCGUCGCAAGGCGCAUGGGAUGGGGUGCCGGCAGAGUCUGGGCAAACGACGGGACUACCGCCAUGACAAUACAGGUAGAUGAGCGCCUACAUGUCUUUGGAACGAGCAGUAAGUAUGAAGAGUAUGACACCGUUAUCCGCGUCAACGGACAGUUUACAAUGAUUUCGGGAGGGAAUUUGUACAUGUCCCGUGGAGCUAUAAUACAACUAAAUACAGACAGUACUGCGUCAAUGCACCACGGUUACAUGAGAACACAGUAUAACCCACCCGGUCGGCUCACAAACAUGGGGGAUCUAACCAUCGGAGAGUACUCAAAAGCUACAACCGUUGAACUCGCCGUCCAGUUUCAAAUGCUUGGAAAGUUAUCAAUCAAACAUGGCCGAAUUCGCAUAGCUUCUGGCGGUCGACUUUCUGGCAGCACCGAGCUUUUCAACGAUGGAAGAUUCGAAGUGACAGGUGGGACACUGACCGCAACAGGUGCAAGCAUAUCUGGACCAGGAGAUUUGUACGUUUCUGGGGGUAUCCUCUCUCUAGAUGGAGGCGAAGUGCACUCCCCUAUAUCCAUUACAAGUGGAACGCUCCAGGUCCCCACGGAUAACCGUGUCACCACUCGUGGAGCAGUUAGGAUACAUGGAGGGACUCUAACUGUAGACGGUUACCUCGAGUGUCUCCAAGAUGUACGUUACAUUUCAGGGUCCUUGUCAGGAACUGGUAUUGUCAGGCUUGGCAACCAGUCUAAGAUACUAGUCAUGUCGACACAGUCUUCGGAUAGGCGCACCACAUCCGUUCGUAGUCUUCAGAUAUUUGGGCUGUUAGAGGUCAGCUCUUCUCUUGAGGUUAGAAGUCCCGGGGUGGUAAGAAACGAGGAAGAAGGACGGAUUCAAAUGACAAGAAGUGGGGCAAUCACUGGAACUGGACGGGUCGAGAAUUAUGGAAGACUUAGCGCAGGGAACAUGCAUCCUGAUAUAGCUGCCAGAAUUUCUUCAAAAUUCGAAAACUUCUGGGUUGUUGAGCCGGAAAAUUCCAGCUUGAUACUCGAAUCCUCCACAGCUACUCACAAGAUAUCAUCAAGAGUGUUGGGAGGAGUGGCCACGUGGAGAAAUGGAGUGACAUUAGGCGGAGUCACUGAGGGUAGUGUCGUUAUACAAGGGAAUUGUCACGUCGGGCAAGCAACAGUAUUCAAUGGCAACAUCACAUGGGAGUCAGGGACCAUCUCUCUCCAAGAAGACCAGUGUUCUACAAGAUGGUAUGAUUCAUCUAAAAUCAUGAGAUCAGACUGCUCUGAGAAAUAUGUGCUAAACACCGGGGACAUCAUACUAGAGACUUCAUCAGAUAAGACUUUAUCUGCUGGUGUAGAUCUUGUCAACAAGGGAAACAUCAAAUGGUUUUCGGGAAAGAUGAUAGUUGGUGGAAAUGUGAAAAAUCUCGCUGGUGGAAAGUUUGAAAUUACAGACGAGUCCAAUACAGAUCAUCAUAUCUGGCAGAAUAGUGGAAAUACUCUUGACAACAAUGGCGUUCUUCUAGUAAUAAACACACGCUGUCUUUUCCAAGAUAGGUACGGGAAUAGACGAGGGUCACUUCACAACAAAGGGAGUUUGUCUCUUCGCGAAGAAUCCUUCUUACAAAUUGACACUUUGACAAGUGGCGGUGAUGGUGCCUAUUUUGAAAUGUCAAUGGAAUCUACAGUCACUGCUGCACAAAUCAUCGUCGAAAGCGGUACAGCAUACCUCCAGGGUCAGAUAAAUAGUAGAGUACAUGUCAGUGGUGGAAAGCUCAAUGUAGGUGGGCCUAACACAAUUGGAUCACUGUCUAUUGAAGGUAGUCUCUUCAUGUCAAAUACAAGUGUCCUGGAAGUUGAUCUGCUUAGUCCACUACCUUCUGUUGUGUCAGACACUUUGACCAUUUCCUCUGAUAUUGAGCUGCAUGGUAAACUUGCUGUUACCUGGAGCUCUGAUGUUCCUGCCCCAAACAAUAUGGACUCUUUCCCUAUCAUAGCAUACGGAGGGAGCUGUCGAAUAGAUGGCCUCGUAACGGUCGCCCUCGAUGAUAACGUCAACUUUAACACGACAUGUGGAGAGUCCUUUCUGACUGUAACAGUCAUCCGCUAAUAAAGUUCAGCAACAAGACUAAGAGACAACGAGAAAGGUUUUGACAAGAUCCAAGCUCUAGAGCCACCUAAAAUAUUUCUAGUACAGGAAUCAAAUUUUGGGUUCUUUUUUAAUAUUUUGUUUAGAUUUUGCGUAAUAUAUUUACUUUCCUGAUAACAUGUAGAGACUAUCAUAUACUGUAAGCUCUAGACAAAUUUGCGUACCAGUGUUGUUUUCCGUAUUAAGGGAUGUAUUUAGCAAAGUAAUGUGUAUGUACCAUAAACUAGGGUGUAAUGUUUUCUUACUUCGUUGUAAUUACUCAACUUUAUUACAAUUAUUCAGCAUAGAAUAGACAUGUGAUUACACUUGUUAUUUGCCAGUUCACCUAAUAGGGCACGAUACUUAGCAUCGAAUAUUUACAUAAUUGUACUCGAUGUAUGAUGAUGAUAUAAAAUCUCAUAUCGACGGAAAAAUAUUCAUACAUGUAUAUUAAAACUUUUUUGUCAUUUUUUUGUUUGUUUUUGAAAGCCUCUCGGAGUCGGAGAUGACUAUACGAGAAUAAAACUUUAUGUUAUCACCAUUUUAUUUGUUCAUUUCUCUUUUUGUUCAACAUUCCCAUAUUCGCUCAAAGACGAAACAGAAACCAUUAUUAAUAGUUACAUUUGUUAUAAAUAUCGUUCAAUUCAUCCUUUUCUAAUCCCAUGCCUUGUAAGCUUCCCCAAACGACUUAACAGAAACUGUAUCGAUUGACAGAUCUCACCAUGAUUCUGAAUAGCAAAG
Molecule: messenger RNA, 24299 nt
Organism: Branchiostoma belcheri (Belcher's lancelet)
Lineage: Eukaryota; Metazoa; Chordata; Leptocardii; Amphioxiformes; Branchiostomatidae
Exons: 59
Coding region: 831-23540 (7569 amino acids)
Biological process (GO): heterophilic cell-cell adhesion; peptidoglycan catabolic process; neuron development
Cellular component (GO): neuron projection
Molecular function (GO): lysozyme activity; protein homodimerization activity; protein heterodimerization activity
Source: RefSeq, a predicted model, not a curated record